This is a messenger RNA of Aspergillus costaricaensis CBS 115574, 2238 nucleotides long. Its product is annotated as alpha/beta-hydrolase. Bases 1 to 2238 code for a protein of 745 amino acids. Gene Ontology annotation, molecular function: hydrolase activity. The transcript has 3 exons. NCBI's taxonomy places the organism in Eukaryota, Fungi, Ascomycota, Eurotiomycetes, Eurotiales, Aspergillaceae. The record is from RefSeq and is a predicted model, not a curated record.
AUGGUAACCCCGCAGCUGGUUCGGAUUACACUUUCGGACGAGGAACGCGCUACCAAGAAGCUCUCUUCUCAUAACCUCCAAGCAGCUCUUGAAGGCCUUCAUCGAGAUGGCGUUUGUGUUAUCACCAAUGGCGUUGACCCUGCCCAUCUCGACAAACUGAACGAGCGCAUGGUCCCUGAGGCCAAAACUCUAUAUGCCAACCCGCAAACCCACCGCAACUUUGGCUCCCGCACAGGAAAUAUCCAGCAAGAGCCAGUCGUCGACCCGAACUACAUGUUUGAGGAUGUCAUUGCAAACCCCUGGGCAACUGCUAUCACCGAAUGCAUGCUGGGGCCAAACCCACACCUACGUUUCUAUAGCGCCAACACGGCCUUCAAAGCCGAGGACCGGCAACCAGUGCAUGUCGACGUGCACUUUGACUUUCCCAAGAUCCCGUUUGGACUAUGUAUCAAUGUAAAUCUGGUGGCAACCUCCCCGGAGAAUGGCGCCACCGAGCUCUGGCCUGGUAGCCACCGGGACGCCGAUCCUCGGGACAGUGACGACACGGGUGUGAUUCCGGAGAUCGUUGAGGCUCGCCGCAAGAUAUCUCCCCCAGUGCAGCCAUCUCUACCGAAGGGAGCUAUCAUUAUUCGGGACUUCCGGCUGUGGCAUGCAGGCAUGCCGAACCGCACAGAUGACCCGCGUGUUAUGCUCGUCACGAUUCAUUUCCCGGCGUGGUACCGUUCAGACUUGAAGGUCAUACUACCUCGGAGCUUACAAGGGAAGAAAGAGAAUACAGGGAAUCCUAAUAGAAAGAUUUGCUCGGCUGGGCUCCGAUUGGAUGAUAUCGAAGUCAUGCUCCACGCAGCAACGGCAGCCAAUCAGGCCUGUUCCAGAUUGCCGCGCGGGUUGCCAAGAGCGGGUGAUCUCAGCGAGGCUGCCCCAUCUUAUAUUACCAGACAAGCCACCUCUGUCAUCUCCCAUCGAGGUACCAACCGAUUAGUAUCAGGCAACACUUCUAGAAAGAAAAAAAAAGCGUCGAAAAUGGCGCGCACGCUGGCCGAGGACGACGCCAUCCCCAACGGCUGGCGGACUCGCCAACCAGGCUGGACCAUCUGGCUGCUUAUAUCAACCAUCCGAGUCUCACUAGUGUCUCUACUCCUUGGCAUUUACUACAUAAUACCCUCUUUCAGACAGAGUCCGACAUGGACAUAUCGCCAAGCAUUCACCACCCGUUUCACAAAGCUAGCCAUGACCAUCAUUCGCGAGCUCGGCUACGCGCAGUCCCUGAGCCUAGAGUCAAGAAAGCUGGGCAGUCGAUGGGUCCUCAUGAACCCAGCCCCGGAAGACUCGUAUCGCGGUGCUUUCACAAGCGACACUAUCAAACCUGAAACCAUCGGCGGGACAUGGUAUCCCUCUCCUCCACCUAAGACCUUGCCACCAAUCAUCGACAUCAAGGACGAUGAUCAAGAGCAAGAAACAGAUGACGAGAAGAGCCUCGUCAUCCUAUCAUUCCACGGCAGCGCAUUCCUCUGGCUAACUGGCCGGCCCGAUGACUCCGGCUUCACAGCCGACCUACUCAACGAGAAGCUGGGUACAGGUACCCGGUCGCUGUGGGUGCAGUACCGGCUAGCAGGUGGCAACAAUCCAACCCCUUACCCGGGGCCCAUGCAAGACGCCAUGACCUCAUAUCUCUACCUUGUUCGAGAACUGAACAUCUCGCCGUCCCGCAUCGUGCUCGUCGGCGACUCAUCCGGAGCUACCAUGGUCAUGGCUCUAUUGCGCCACCUCGCCUCGUUCCAGCAGGAGAGCGGCCAUGAGCUUGCAGAGCUGCCACCGCCUCGGGCGUGCCUUCUGUUCUCACCCUCGUUGGAGUACAGCUUCGAGGGUGACUCGCAGGCUGUCAACGCCCAUCGGAAUCAGCGGACUGACUACUGUGAUGGGGAGAUGGCCGCGUGGGGAGCGCGUGCGUUUGCUCCGCCGGAGUCAGUCCGUCUGGAUGAUCCGUACCUGUCGCCGGCGCUGCAUCCCUUUGCGACGCCUGUUCCGAUCUUCGCGCAGGUCGGGGGUGCUGAAAUGCUGUGUGAUAGUGUCAGGGGGUUUGCGGAUGCGAUGCGGGCUGUCCCGGGCAAUAAUGUCGAGUACCUGGAAAUGCCAGGCUUGCCGCAUGAUAUCUAUAUGAUGGGACAUAUUCUUGGGUGGCAGGAGGAGCAGGAGGAGAUGAUAGAGGCAGCUGCGCGGUUUGUUGGUGGAGUCUAG